Messenger RNA from Clupea harengus (Atlantic herring), 770 nucleotides. Its product is annotated as troponin I, fast skeletal muscle-like. Gene Ontology annotation, cellular component: troponin complex. Lineage: Eukaryota; Metazoa; Chordata; Actinopteri; Clupeiformes; Clupeidae. The transcript is spliced from 8 exons. The coding region runs from base 165 to 695 and encodes 176 amino acids. Gene Ontology annotation, biological process: skeletal muscle contraction; cardiac muscle contraction. The record is from RefSeq and is a predicted model, not a curated record.
UCACCAUAAAGAGAAUAGGAGACACUGUGGUGAUGGUUGCUGCCAACCUUAUAAAGCAGCUGUGUUGAUGCCAGUGGCAGCGCCAUUCCUCCAUCAACCUGUCCAGACCCUCAGCUCCUCCAGUCCAGUUUCUCAUCAGCUAAGGAGAACAAACAAGUGCCAAGAUGUCUGAAAAAAAGAUGACCUCAAGCCGCAAGCAUCAUCUGAAGAGCGUGAUGCUUGCAAUUGCUGAAAAGCGGAUUGAACAGGAAACGGCUGAUGUUAUAGCUGCAAAGGCAGCAUACCUGAAUGAGAACUGCCCAGAGGUCUCUAUUCCCAGUGGGGUGGAGGAACUACAGAAAUUGUGCAAAGAGCUACAUGCGAAGAUUGACAAAGUCGAUGAGGAGAGAUACGACGCAGAAGGCAAAGUGACAAAGGGAGCAAAAGAGGUUGAAGACCUGAAGUUCAAGGUAACAGAAAUGAAGGGUAUGAAGAAGCCAGCUCUGAAGAAAGUGCGCUUGUCCGCUGAUCAGAUGCUUCAGGCUCUGCUGGGCUCCAAGCACAAGGUCAGCAUGGACAUGAGAUCCAACCUGAAGCAGGUGAAGAAGGAGGUCAAGGAGGAGCCUGCAGUCGCUGCUGGUGACUGGCGUAAGAAUGUUGAGGACAAGGAGGGCAUGGGUGGCAGGAAGAAGAUGUUUGAGGGCGCUGAGGUGUAAAUUUGAGCCUGACGAAAUUGAUAUCUGACACAACAACAUGGACAAAGUGAAUGGCAGGAAGAAGAUGGACUGGGG